Molecule: messenger RNA, 3246 nt
Organism: Aspergillus fumigatus Af293
Lineage: Eukaryota; Fungi; Ascomycota; Eurotiomycetes; Eurotiales; Aspergillaceae
Gene: aof2
Product: putative lysine-specific histone demethylase Aof2
Exons: 1
Coding region: 1-3246 (1081 amino acids)
Molecular function (GO): protein binding; oxidoreductase activity
Source: RefSeq, a predicted model, not a curated record
AUGGAGGCUACCGCAUCUAUGGGACUGCAGGGUCUCAAUGGCGUAUCCUACGAUUUAUCACAGCUUGACAAUUACUUAUCUCACGCAACUACAUACGUCAACGGUAACCAACACUUGCAGCAUCCAUCAUUGCCAAAUGAAAGGAUAUCUGGAACUGUCGACCUGUCAGAGCCCCCGGCUAAGCGGCUUCGCCGCUCUCCCUCGUGUAAUGAAUCAAAUGAAUCGAACGGCGAGACAUCCAGUCCCGCCGCGAUUAUCGACCCAUCAACAAGGCUUCAAGAUGUCAAUGGAGGCCUCGAUAGAGUCGCUGGCGGAUCUGAGAGCGCGGAUUCUAUGACACAUGACUCAAAUGAGGAUACGAGUAAUAUACUUAGUGGCUCAGCUACAUCCGUGUCAUUGAUGUAUGAACCCAGUCAGAAAAACUCAACUCCACCGUCAACUGUCAAUAAUGUGCCGUCCUCGUCGUCUAUUACGUCUGACUCAAAAGGGCUCAGUGGCAAUACAGACUAUGCCAGAUAUCGGCCAAGGUCGUCCAUACCUUCUAAGCUCACAGCUGCCGUUUACGCUCAGCAGUGCGUUACUGCCGCGUAUGCAUGCAGACUCAAUCCCUACUCUCUGCACAAGAAGGAACAAGAAGCACUCCAGGAUCAUUUGUGUCAUCUGCAUGUUACAGCUUAUCUGAACAUAAGAAACGGAAUCCUGCGCCUCUGGACGCGAAACCCAAUGGUCAGUGUCACAAAAGAUGAGGCUCUAGGCUGCGCGAAAGAUUAUAGGUGGAUGGGAUUGGCUUCGUUUGCCUACGAAUGGCUUGUACGGAAUGGAUACAUCAACUUUGGUUGCGUUGAAAUACCACCGGCUCUAGUUGCCCCUAAAAAAGGAAGACGCAAGGACGGCCCAGUCAUUGUUGUAAUUGGAGCUGGGAUGGCAGGCCUGGGUUGCGCAAGACAAUUGGAAGGUCUCUUCAAGCAAUAUCACGAUCCAUUGACAUCGCCGCGGGUUGUCGUAUUGGAGGGAAGGCGAAGAAUCGGAGGCCGUAUAUAUUCUCAUCCUCUACGGAGCCUUCAGUCAUCGAAGUUAGCCCCAGGAGUUGUACCCAAGGCCGAGAUGGGUGCGCAAAUAAUCGUCGGUUUCGAGCAUGGAAACCCAUUAGACCAGAUAAUUCGGGGCCAGUUGGCGCUACCCUAUCACUUGUUACGUGAUAUAUCGACUAUCUACGAUAUUGACGGCUCGGCAGUUGAUGAAGUUCAGGACGCCAUGGAUGAACGACUGUACAUUGAUGUUCUUGACCGUUCCGGACUCUACCGUCACAACGCUGUUAUUGUACCUACCGCUGAAGGAGACAGGAGAUUGAUAGACUCCGGCCGCGAUCUAACAAUGAGCGACGGUCUCACCGUAAGACAAUACGAAGAGGCUCGCGCCGCUGGUACCGUUGAGCUUUUGUUCCCCAAUAAAAAGGUGCGGCGAGGCGUGGGCCACAAAACAGCGGACAUCAAAGCAACUAUUCCCCCUGUGCCGACCGAUCUUGGUCCUGCAGAAGAACAGCCCGCUGCUCUUGCUUGUCAAGCCAUGGGAUGGAAGCUGAAGGAUGGGGUCCCUCCAACAGCAUCUCUGAACCUAGAUCCUGUUGCCAAAGCUUCAAUGUGGCCAACUCUGGGCGCCGUAAUGGACGAGGGGGUCAAACAAUAUCAACGCAUGCUCCCUCUUACACCCAAAGAUAUGCGCUUGAUCAACUGGCAUUUCGCAAACCUGGAAUACGCGAAUGCUACAAAUAUUGGCAAACUCAGUCUCUCUGGCUGGGACCAAGACCUGGGAAACGAAUUCGAAGGCGAGCAUUCGCAAGUCAUAGGCGGCUAUCAACAGGUACCCUAUGGCUUGUGGUCGUUGCCCACAAAACUUGACGUUCGAACGAACAAGAUCGUGAGCAAGAUCGCCUACGACUCGACGGGCUCGGGGAAGCGGAAAACUGUGGUUCAUUGUGAAGACGGCGAAUCGUUCGUUGCAGAUAAAGUGGUUUUCACUGCGUCACUUGGUGUCUUGAAGCAUCACUCGAUAGAAUUCUCGCCACCUCUCCCUGAUUGGAAGCGUGGAGCUAUAGAAAGGCUCGGGUUCGGGGUCAUGAACAAAGUGAUACUCGUAUUCGAGGAGCCCUUCUGGGAUACUGAGAGAGACAUGUUUGGGCUGCUGCGGGAACCCAAGAAUCGAGACAGCAUGGUGCAGGAGGACUAUGCUGCCAAUCGAGGUCGAUUCUAUCUCUUCUGGAACUGCAUGAAAACAACAGGCCUCCCAGUUCUGAUCGCCCUGAUGGCUGGCGACGCAGCCCAUCAGGCGGAGUACACACCUGACGGGGAAAUCAUUGCAGAGGUGACGAGUCAGCUUCGGAAUAUCUUCAAGCACGUCGCUGUACCUGAUCCGUUAGAGACCAUCAUCACGCGGUGGGCAUCUGACAGGUUCACUCGAGGAAGCUACUCCUACGUAGCUGCGCAGGCGCUACCAGGCGACUAUGACCUGAUGGCGAAGCCCGUUGGCAACCUACACUUCGCAGGAGAGGCCACAUGCGGCACCCACCCAGCCACCGUCCAUGGUGCCUAUCUCUCCGGUUUGCGAGCUGCAUCAGAGAUCAUCGAGUCCGUCCUUGGACCUAUAGAGAUCCCGAACCCCUUGGUUCCCGAAAAGGGCAAGGCAAUCGAACUGGGCACAUCAGUAGCCACGGCACAAAAGAAAAAGGAACCGCCUUGCUCAAACGGGUUCUCCGCCCCCGUUUCUACUUCCGCACAUCCCACCGACGCAUCAGCACCCGCACGAUCAAACAACUCCUUCUCCGGCGAUACGGCGCUCCGACAAGCCUACGAACAAGCCAUGUGGGCAGCCAUCCACGCCGAGCUAGGUCCGCCCGAACCCCGACCGGCGCGAACUGGCCUCAACCCCUUUCUCCUCUACCAGAAGGACUACUGGGGUAAAGCCCGCGCGCAAUGCGAUGAAACCAAACAAGCCACAACCAAGGACCCGAAUGCCAAAGCGGCGCGUGACGAAAUCCGCCAGGCGUUGGGUCUCAUGUGGCGGCAAGCCAGCGAAGAGGAAAAACGACCGUAUAUCGAACAGACGGAGGUCAACCGGCAGACCAACACGGAGAUCUGGGAUCGAUGGAAGCAGAAUACGAAGGAGUGGGAAAGGAAGUCGCUCGAGAUCAAGAAGCGGUGGUGCGCGGCCAAUCCGUUCGAGACGUGGCAGCCGCCGGCGAAGAGGUAA